GAAUCACCGAAACACCAACCAGAAUUCACUUCUCUCUCGUGCCUAGUCAAUUCCAAAUCUGAAGCUAUUUUCGGAACUACAUGUAGAGCCGCAUUUGGAAUAACUAGAAAAUUUCAAUCCUUUCGUCUUACUAAAGUCUACACACUUGACUUUGUGACUCGACAUAUUUCUCGUUAGUUCUUGUGUUAUUAUCAUAAGAAGUAGUACGACAGCCUUCCUCCCGAACGCCUUCCGAGCCUGCCGAUACGUACAUAAACCGACCUAAUCGCCCUCCCUUACCUUUUUGUCCUACUAUUCCCUUUAAAAUACCACCAAGCUGUUUUCACGAACAAUAAAAAGAACACUUUGCGCAGGCGCAUCCGUAGUUCCGGCCUUAGCACUUGCAUCUAACGGUCUUCAGAAAUACACAGGACAAUCAAAUCAGAUACCAAAGUUAGCAAUUAGGAAAAUGCACAGCAAGGUGGUGGUUAUCGGCUCCGGGCCUGCUGCCCACACGGCCGCCAUUUACCUCGCUCGUGCCGAAUUGAAUCCCGUUCUGUACGAGGGUUUCAUGGCCAAUGGUAUCGCUGCUGGUGGUCAAUUGACAACUACAACCGAUAUCGAAAACUUUCCCGGUUUUCCUAAGGGUAUUAUGGGCGGCGAGUUGAUGGAUGCUAUGCGACAACAAUCCGAACGAUUUGGUACCAAGAUCAUCACCGAAACCGUUGCCAAGCUCGAUCUUUCCCAACGACCAUUCAAGUACGAGACGGAGUGGUCACCUGGUGAGGUACACACCGCAGACGCUGUGAUUAUUGCCACAGGAGCUUCGGCCAAGCGAAUGGGUCUUCCGGGCGAGGAGAAAUAUUGGCAGAAUGGUAUUAGUGCUUGUGCUGUAUGCGACGGUGCUGUUCCUAUAUUCCGAAACAAACCCUUAGUUGUCAUUGGUGGUGGAGAUAGCGCUGCCGAGGAGGCCACAUUCUUGACGAAAUACGGUAGCCACGUGACAGUUCUCGUACGAAGAGAUCAACUACGAGCCAGCAGCAUUAUGGCGCAACGACUAUUAAAGAAUCCCAAGAUCACCGUCAGAUACAAUACUCGGGGUGUCGAAGUUAGGGGAGAUGACAAAGUGAUGACCCAGAUGGUCAUUGAGGACACCGUCAGCGGAAAGCGACAGCUAAUAGAGGCCAAUGGUCUUUUCUAUGCCAUCGGCCACGACCCGGCCACGACUUUGGUCAAAGGGCAACUAGAUACUGAUGAAGAGGGCUACAUCAUCACCAAGCCCGGCACACCAUUGACGAGUGUUGAGGGUGUAUUCGCUGCUGGUGACGUACAAGACAAGCGAUAUAGACAGGCUAUCACGAGCGCAGGCACCGGUUGCCAAGCAGCCAUGGAUGCGGAGAAGUUCCUCGCAGAGCAUGAAGUGGAUGAACGAGAGGGAGCUGCCCAAGGCAAGCCUGAAGCCGAAAAUGGAACUAAUUGACUGAUACCCGCCAAAUUUUAGUCGCCUUCAUGGCAUAGAAUUAUGCGUCAGCGUGCUUGUUGGCAAAUAAAAUAGACAGAUACCAAAUAGAAAGAAUCAGGAGCAACUCAAUUCAAACAAAGCAGGUUUUGACAUGUCACCUGCAGGAGAAUUAUCGUUCGCACCAACAGCGAUUCUAUUCCCUUCUUUUCA
Messenger RNA from Hypoxylon trugodes, 1651 nucleotides. Its product is annotated as thioredoxin reductase. The transcript is spliced from 3 exons. Gene Ontology annotation, cellular component: cytoplasm. The record is from RefSeq and is a predicted model, not a curated record. Gene Ontology annotation, molecular function: thioredoxin-disulfide reductase (NADPH) activity. Lineage: Eukaryota; Fungi; Ascomycota; Sordariomycetes; Xylariales; Hypoxylaceae. Gene Ontology annotation, biological process: removal of superoxide radicals. The annotation marks the transcript as partial.